This is a messenger RNA of Diatraea saccharalis (sugarcane borer), 1626 nucleotides long. The record is from the annotation of a GenBank genome assembly. Lineage: Eukaryota; Metazoa; Arthropoda; Insecta; Lepidoptera; Crambidae.
AUGGAGAAAAAUUCACAUUUAGUAGUUUCAAGCCCUAAUAUUAAAUAUACCGAUGAUUAUAUCUUGUCGGAUUAUGUGUAUGAAGAAACCCUGGUUACUCAAAAAGUCAAUGAAAUUGUGGCUAAACCAUAUAAGAAAUCAAUUAGUAUUCAAACAGAGAGGAAGGUGGGAAAAGUAGGCAUAAUGUUGAUAGGGUGGGGUGGAAAUAAUGGCUCGACCUUCACCGCAGCAGUCCUUGCCAACCGACACCAGCUGUCUUGGAACACUAAGAAUGGUGUGCAGGAUUGCAACUGGUUCGGUUCCAUAACACAAGCGUCCACCGUGAGACUGGGCAUAGAUGAGAAAGGUAACGACGUGUACGUGCCAAUGUCUCAGCUGCUGCCCAUGGUGCACCCAGAUGACUUGGUGAUCGACGGGUGGGAUAUCAGUCCGCUCAACUUGGCUGAAUCGAUGGUGCGGGCAAAAGUGAUCGACUUCGAUCUCCAACAGAAGCUCAAGAAGGAGAUGGCUACUAUGAAACCUCGCCCCGCCGUAUAUGACCCGGACUUCAUUGCGGCCAAUCAGGCGGAUCGAGCGACUAACUUGAUCCGGGGCACGAAGCAGGAGCAGUACUUACAGAUACGAGCCGAUAUCAAGAGCUUCAAGGAUAAGAAUAAAUUGGACAAAGUUUUCGUGCUGUGGACAGCUAACACGGAGAGGUUCUGUGACAUCCGCGCUGGUGUCCACGAUACAUCUGAGAACCUGGAGAAGGCACUACGUAAUAAUGAGCCUGAAAUAUCGCCUUCGACAAUCUUCGCGCUCGCCGCUAUCGACGAGGGUUGUUGCUACAUAAAUGGUUCGCCGCAAAAUACGAUUGUGCCGGGCGUGUUGGAGCGGGCGGAGUCGCGGGGCGUGUUCGUAGCGGGCGACGACUUCAAGUCCGGCCAGACCAAGCUCAAGUCUGUGCUGGUAGACUUUUUAGUCUCCGCCGGUCUAAAGCCAGUAUCCAUUGUGAGUUACAAUCAUCUGGGCAAUAAUGACGGCAAGAAUCUAUCAGCGCCUCAACAGUUCAGAUCUAAAGAGAUAACAAAGAGUAAUGUGGUAGACGACAUGGUGGAGUCAAACCAGAUCCUGUACAAGCCUGGGGAGAAGCCUGACCACGUGGUUGUUAUCAAGUACGUGCCGUAUGUCGGCGACUCUAAGCGCGCGAUGGACGAGUACACGUCAGAGAUCCUGCUGCACGGCACCAACACUAUAGUGGUGCACAACACGUGCGAGGACUCGUUACUCGCCGUCCCGCUCAUACUCGACCUGCUCGUGCUCGCUGAACUCUUCACACGCGUCCGGUACAGAUCCGAUCAACACGGCGAUUGGCAGUCAAUGCACGCUGUGCUGUCAGUACUGUCGUACUUGCUGAAGGCGCCGCUUGUACCCGCGUCAGCGCCAAUAGUUAACGCCCUCUUCAAACAACGAGCCGCCAUAGAAAACAUCAUGCGCGCCUGUCUCUCUCUACCGCCCACACAUUACAUGCAACUAGAACACAAGAUUCCAUUCCUAAUGACGGAACUGCGUUCAGGAGCAAUGUUCGCGGGUAACACGCCGCCCAUCAAGAAAGCGAAACUGACGCACGAAAAUGGCGACAAGUAA